UUUUCAUAUACCGCGAAAAAUAUCGGGGAAAGUACUCUAUGGAAACAUGUACGUGUAAGAGGAGAUGAAUUGCUGCUGAGUAAAUUGACAAUGGGAGACAGAUCGGUUGUGUUUUGCAGAUGGCAGUGAUCCUGAAUGCAACGACGACCCUUUCCAUGCAAGGAAACGAGGACGAAGAGGACGAUAGCUACGUUCCGUACGACCAGCGACCCGAAACUUACAUAGUGCCCGUUGUAUUCUUAUUAAUCUUGGUAGUCGGUGUAAUUGGAAAUGGGAUCCUGGUGUUCACCCUCGUGUGUCACGCCAGUAUGAGAAAUAUACCGAAUACCUACGUCUUAUCCCUGGCUUUGGGCGAUCUCUUGGUGAUCAUAACGUGUGUACCGUUCACGUCGCUUCUGUACACGAUUGAGUCAUGGCCGUGGGGCCUGGCAGUUUGCAAAUUAUCGGAGUGCGCCAAGGAUAUUUCGAUCGGUGUCUCAGUUUUCACUCUGACCGCGUUAUCAGCCGAGAGGUACUGUGCCAUCGUGAAUCCCAUUCGCCGCCAUGUAGCCGGCCUCAGUGCAAAACCAUUAACGAUAUUAACAGCCUGCCUUAUUUGGGUGCUGGCGAUUGUUUUGGCGAUGCCAGCUGCCUUUUUCUCUAACGUGCCCACCGUACCGUUACAGAGUAAUCAUUCCAUCCUGAUCUGUAGUCCCUUCCCCGAGGAAUUCGGGCAGAGCUAUCAAAAGGGAAUGGUGAUGUUCAAGUUCCUCGCUUACUACGCGAUACCGUUGCUGGUGAUAACUGGAUUUUAUCUGGGGAUGGCACGACACCUCGAACUCUCCACUAGGAAUAUGCCAGGCGAGUUGUCCACCGGGUGUCAUCGUAUGGAACAAAUUAAAGCACGUAAGAAGGUCGGCAAGAUGGUGAUAGCAUUCGUAGUUAUCUUCUUUAUUUGCUUCCUGCCACAUCACGUGUUCAUGCUAUGGUUCCACUUUUGCCCAUCGUCCAAGCAAGACUACGACGAUUUCUGGCACGUCUUCAGGAUCCUCGGCUUCUGCCUGAGCUUCAUCAACAGCUGCGUCAAUCCGAUUGCGCUUUACUUCGUAAGCGGGACUUUUCGCAAGAGAUUCAACAAAUAUCUUUGUUGUUGCCUACCGAGAAGGAGUCGAAGAAUAUGUCGAACGGAGACGACGGACAGUUCGGAUAGGAACAGUAAUCGGGGAAUAAAUUUCUCGCAAAGGAGACGCGUGGGUAGACAGGACACGCUCAAUGAGACCAGCUUUGGAUCCACGUUUCGAAGACAUACUCAGGAACUGAACUCGACGGCUCUCUACGAAUUACCGAGCGAAGAGACCACGAGGCCUACCCGAGACAGAUGGAUCGAUGGUGAAGUUCCUUCGAGUUUUGUUAGAAUUACGGAAAAGAUGAAAAGAUACUCGUCGGCACCCUGUUUGACGGAUGGAAACGGCGACAGCAAGAAGGCAAAGUCAGUCGAGGAGCCAAAUGCCAGGGAGUAUUUGCAGUUGGCGCUGGCAAGAGUGUUGGAAUUGCAACGAGAGAUCAAAGAGGGAACGUACAUGUCAGACCGUACCAGCGAUCUCGGUGAAUCCAGUAGCGAGGAAGACCUGACAAAGGAAGUUAUUCGCAAAGUAUUCGAGGAUCUGCCGGGGACACCCGACACGGUUGGAAAAAUAAUGGAGAGGAUGACUAAGCCGAACAAUUCUCAACUGGACGCGAUUCACGGUAAAAGAAUUCAACUGUUGGGUUACGACACCUGCCGUAGAACUGCAAUCGAGUUUAUGAAGAAUGCAGUUCGCGAAACUCGACGCGAUGCAACGACAAAAUCAGGGUUUCAAUCAGGGUUUCGUAUGGGAACUUACUCGAGGAACGAACCGAGGAUGGCGCAUCGUAGGACCGGUUUGAGGAAAAGUUCGAUUUGCGAUCAAGAGAUUCGUGACAGGAUGCUAAGGAGCUUGGAUCUGCACUUGGCCGAUAAACAAAGAGAUUAUACGGCCAAGUUGAUGAGACUGGGCAUGUAAGAUGAAAGUUAAUAAGAAUUUCC
Messenger RNA from Apis florea (little honeybee), 2044 nucleotides. Its product is annotated as neuropeptide CCHamide-2 receptor-like. Gene Ontology annotation, biological process: G protein-coupled receptor signaling pathway. Lineage: Eukaryota; Metazoa; Arthropoda; Insecta; Hymenoptera; Apidae. The record is from RefSeq and is a predicted model, not a curated record. Gene Ontology annotation, molecular function: neuropeptide receptor activity. Gene Ontology annotation, cellular component: plasma membrane.